AGCGAACCUUGCGACAUACACAGUCGGGGUUUCGGUGUGUGUGCGCGUGAAUGUGGAAAAUUGGUGCUGGCUGAAAAAUCGACAGAUUUUUCCAUCGUUCCUCUGCUGGCGAAUGUGCUAAUUUCUUACUCGUCGCGAUUCGAAAAUUGAUAUUUCGUGGAAACUAGUGUCCGUCGUCGAGGGAGCGUUCGCGUCCGCGAAGGAGUGAUCCUGUGUCCAAUCCUGCCCGGGUCUGCUCCGGUGCCCCACAAGAGCAGGAUGGCCGACGCGGAUUUCGAAGAAUUUCGCCAAAACUUGGAUAAACUGCCCUCGUACAGCAAGACUCCGGCCCCAUUCUAUUCACUCGUUCCGGACGUGGACCUAGAUGAGGACACGCCAUCAACGAAAAGCAGCGAUGGCUCGGACCACGAGGAUCUGAUGAGCGAAGCGGAUUCGGUGCUUAAGGCAACUCCCAGCAAGACGCAACAAAUCAUCCAAACCAUCUCCACUAUCAGCACCAGUAGCAGUAGCAGCGCCGCCGAGGAUGAUGAAAUCGGCGAUGGACUCAAGACUACGGCCAUCAAGGCUCAGAUGAAGACGACGGAAUCACACUUGCACGAGAGCUCUCAGGAUAAUCAGCUGGCGACAAUGCAAUUGGCAUUAUGCAAUACAACUUCGGCUCAGUUGGCUAGGACCAGUUCGCUACCGUGGAUUCCCGGGCAGGUCGAACGACGACGGCGUAAGCUACCAGAAAUACCUAAGAAUAAGAAAUCUUCCGUACUGCAGCUAUUGUCAUCCGGGCAAACGUCGCUGGCCGAUGAACUGAAUGCGACCUCCAAGAAACCCAACCCUCAGCACACAUUCCUGAAGCAAAAUUCUCUGUUGGCCCUAAAAUGCAGCUACCUGCUAGAUGAAGACUCCAGUCCGGACUCGGAACGGCUUCAGAGCCUCGGUGACGUGGACAGUGGCCACAGCACGGCGCAUUCCCCCAAUGAUUUCAAGAGCAUGUCCCCACAGGCUCCGCAGGCAGCUUCCCCCGUCACAUCGCCCUUCCCGCCUCCUUACGGUGGAGUCCCGUUCAGUCAGCUGGAGAUGCUGGAAGCGACCCACCGAGGGCUGCACAAAUUCAUCCCAAGGCACCACGAUGAGAUCGAGAUCGAGAUUGGGGAUCCCAUCUACGUUCAGAAGGAGGCGGAGGAUUUGUGGUGCGAAGGCGUUAAUCUGCGAACCGGUCGGCAGGGUAUCUUUCCAUCGGCCUACGCCGUCGACUUGGACUACAAUGACUUCGAUCCAUCGACGGUGGAGAUGAAACGGGAGCGCUAUCUGUUGGGUUAUUUAGGUUCGGUGGAAACGUUGGCCCACAAGGGCACCGGGGUGGUCUGUCAGGCUGUGAGGAAAAUUGUCGGGGACGGAAGUGAAUCACCAAAGGCACAAGCUUGUAUAUUGGAGAUUUCCGAUCAGGGUUUGAGAAUGGUGGAUCGGUCGAGGAAUAAGAGAGAUAAACGGCCAUGCAUCGACUACUUCUACUCGCUGAAGAAUGUGUCGUUUUGUGCGUUUCAUCCACGGGACCACCGAUAUAUUGGGUUUAUUACCAAACAUCCGACGGUACAGCGUUUCGCAUGUCACGUGUUCCAGGGGACGGAAUCGACGAGACCAGUCGCCGAGGCCGUUGGGAGAGCAUUUCAACGAUUCUAUCAGAAGUUUAUAGAAACUGCAUAUCCAAUCGAGGACAUCUACAUAGAGUAAGCGGCAAGAUUACGGAAGUCUUGGAGCGAAAAAAAAGAGCAACACACAAGAGUACUAUUGAACCAAAGAGUAUUGUAAUCUCAUUCGUGGAAGAAAAGCAUUAAACAGAGUUUUUGGCGUAUAUAGUUUCCUUUUGAUAAUGAAGCAUUUAACGAAGCAAAAAUGAGCAGAGUAUAUAUGUUAGAGCAAAAUCGCGCUUGGCGCUAGUCACGUUAAUAGAAAACUUUCCGAUCUUUCUCUUCGCUAUCCAAUGUUUCCGAAGUUUAUCAAUUUUAAAAUGGGAUGACAUUUAGAAGUUCGGUCAGAAUUAGGGCAAGGAGAUUCUUCCAAGGAGAAGUUGUUCGAUUCAAUCACAUUUAUGAUCAUAUUUCAUAAGAUCGUCAUGUUCUGACACUCAUUUCAGUAAUCGAUAUCAUUUCCUUCAAUCAUAGCCAAACAUGUUCGAGCAACUUUCACGAUCAAUCUACUAGUGGUGCUAGAACGACGUAGUACUAGAACAAUGCUCAUUUAUUUGUUUUUUUUCACUAUUGAAAACAAAAUCAUUAUCUCGAAGAUAGGCCACACAACAAUAAGGCACGCAUCCUUUGUACUCUCAAACAAUGGUUGAUUGUGAGGAUAAUUGUUUCUGUACAUACUAGACUAAAUUUGUAAAGCUGGAAGAUGUAUUUUUAUGGCGCAGGUUGAGAAGGACAGUAGCAGUUAUAUACAUAAAAAGCAAGAUACUCAAAUACAAAAUACAAAAACACAAGCAUGUUGAACAGUUGCCUAAGGUCUUCUAGGGACAAAGUAAAAGGAAUGGACUGACGGUUCUUUGACGCUGUGCAAUCCACCUCUGAAUAAUCAAACAUUAGCAUUCCAAUGAGCAUCAUAUGUAGCAGAUCAAAAGUUUUGUAAAAUGUUCGAAAAAGCUUUUAUUUUCAUCUAGGUUUAAUUUGAAACUACGCUUUGCAGGACGCUUUUGUUUAUUCGUUGUCAUUGGUCUUCGAGUUCUUUACUGCCACAAUUGCACGUGCUUGAGAGUUAGUAACAUUGUUCGAAAGAGUUGCGUAAUUGUAAUAGAAUGAGAAAUAGGCAGGAUCAGAACGAGUAAGAAGUGACCGUGGAAAGGCAUCAAAGCGUAAGAAUAGUUAAAUAAUAAAUAUUUCAUAAUACUCCGAGCAAAUGUUAUCAUCAUAUAUAAUCCAAACAAAAUCUGCAAAAUUAGGCAGCGGUAUCAAACAAAAUCAUGCAAAUUCAUUCUGAAAGUUGAUAAUGGCGAAGAAUACUGAAAAUUGUUAUGUAUAAAAAAUGCUUUAUAAUUUGAAUUAAAACAUAACGACAUCAAAUUCAAAAACAUUGAGAUUAAGUAUUACAUAACCAGUGAAAAUUUAUAUUAUUUGAGUACUUAAUGUCGGAUGAAAGAAACUAAUCAAUACAUCAUAUAAUAAACAAAUCCAAAACAAUGGAUGAAUCUGAUUCUAUCGAUUCUCACCUACAAUAAACUAACAUUCUCACCAGAAAAUGGAAACAAGUUUGCUACUUCACUGCAAAAACAAUUUUUCAAUAGUUGACACUAGACACACAAACCAGAAGCAUCUUAAAUAGUUCUCUUUUUCGAACAAUAAUGAAAACCCUAUACACUCCUGCAAAACUACUGAAAAAUGUCAGUCAGAAAUGACUUGUACGGAAACAUAGGAAAAAAAAUCCUCUGAUGCAAUAAUGGAUAACUACAUACCAGCAAAUAUGCAAACACCCAGAAACAUCAGCAGCCCCAUUAUGAACAGUACUACUGAGUAAUAAAACAAAAUUUGAAAAUGAAA
Aedes aegypti (yellow fever mosquito) is the source of this 3524-nucleotide messenger RNA. RefSeq names its product JNK-interacting protein 1 (gene Aplip1). Bases 259 to 1725 code for a protein of 488 amino acids. Gene Ontology annotation, molecular function: protein binding. The record is from RefSeq and is a predicted model, not a curated record. NCBI's taxonomy places the organism in Eukaryota, Metazoa, Arthropoda, Insecta, Diptera, Culicidae. The transcript has 5 exons. Gene Ontology annotation, biological process: regulation of JNK cascade. Gene Ontology annotation, cellular component: cytoplasm.